This is a messenger RNA of Sphenostylis stenocarpa, 885 nucleotides long. The record is from the annotation of a GenBank genome assembly. Lineage: Eukaryota; Viridiplantae; Streptophyta; Magnoliopsida; Fabales; Fabaceae.
AUGAAAGCAACAAUGGGCGAUCACAUAGCGAAGGGACAGGAACUCGCCAAGAAAGCGGAGAACAAGCUCCACGCUUGUUGCCCUUUGUUCGGUUCCAACUUCGAAGAAGCGGCUCAGUUGUUCCACAAAUCCGCCACUUCCUUCAAACUCGCCAAAUCAUGGGACAAGGCGGGCUCACUCUUCGUCAAAUCUUCUAAAUGUCACAUGAAGGUAGAUAACAAUUAUGAUGCUGCAAAUGCUUAUGUUGAUGCUGCUCAUUGCUACAAGAAAACUUCAUCAGCAGGAGCUAUUUCCUGCUUAAAUAAAGCAGUGACUAUCUUCACAGAGAUUGGUAGGCACAUCAUGGCUGCUAAGUAUUCGAAGGAAAUUGGCGAGUUAUAUGAGCUCGAUCAAGACAUAGAGCAUGCUAGAUUGCAUUAUGAGAAGGCUGCUGAAUUUUUUGAAAUUGGGGAUGCAGCAACCUCUGUCAUCCAGUGCAAGAUUAAAGUUGCACAGUUUUGUGCCCAACUUCAACAAUAUCAGAAGGCAAUUAAGAUUUAUGAAGAUAUUGCACGACAAUCACUGCAUAGCAACAUGUUGAAAUAUGGAGUUAGAGGACAUCUUCUUAAUUCUGGCCUUUGUCAGCUUGUUCAAGGGGAUUUUAUUGCAAUUUCUAACGCUUUAGAGCGCUAUCAGGACUUGGAUCCGACAUUCUCCAGAACCCGUGAAUACAAAUUUUUGGCUGAUUUGGCUGCUUCAAUUGACGAGGAAGAUGUUGAAAAAUUUACUAGAGUAGUCAAUGCGUUUCAUGGCAUAACCCCAUUGGAUUCUUGGAAAUCAGCCCUUUUGUUGAGAGUAAAGGAUGCUUUGAAAGAAAAAGAGAUGGAAGAGGAUGAUUUGACCUGA